This is a messenger RNA of Kwoniella botswanensis, 534 nucleotides long. RefSeq lists its product as uncharacterized. Gene Ontology annotation, cellular component: mitochondrial outer membrane. The record is from RefSeq and is a predicted model, not a curated record. Lineage: Eukaryota; Fungi; Basidiomycota; Tremellomycetes; Tremellales; Cryptococcaceae. Bases 1 to 534 code for a protein of 177 amino acids. The transcript is spliced from 5 exons.
AUGUCUCCAUUACCAGAAAUCCUCUUCGACGUGGCAAGAAACCCAUUCUUGGCAGUGGGUCUUCCCAUUGGUCUCGGAAUGGCCAGUGGCUUCGCUACCGGCCAAUCUUCCAGAAGCAAUUGGUUCAAGAACAUGACUCCUCCUCCUGGCAACCCUCCCAAGGAGGUCUUCGGUCCUGUCUGGACCAUUCUUUACGGUCUCAUGGGUUACGCUUCCCAUCUCACCGUUCGAGCCUUCGACAGUGCAGUCACUCCCUCCGGAACCGCUCAAGCCGAUCAAGCCCUUCAGCUCUAUUAUGGUCAACUACUGUUGAAUUUGCUCUGGACACCAACCUACUUUGUCUUCAAGCAAAAAGAACUUGCCCUUGGUAACAUACUUGCCUUGUUCGGAACAGUCACCGCGAUGACUGUCAAGAUGCACAACCUUUACACUCCGUUCAGUACUACCUGGUUCUUGGCCCCUUACUGUGCUUGGCUCGGUUAUGCCACCUACCUCAACGCUGGCUACGUUUUCCUCAACCGGGACAGGAAAUAA